UUUAAAAUCCCUAAAAAUACACAUAACAGGUAAUAAUAGCACACCAGAAUGAAUUCAUACUGAAAAGAAAAACCCUUUCCCAAUUUCAAUUUCAAUUUCAAUUUCAAUUUCCACGAGACUUGGAAGACGAUCCAAUUACCAAAACACGCUUUGCUUUCGAUUUUUUCUAGUCUAUGGCGAUUCUCUACGCCCUUGUGGCUCGUGGGACUGUGGUGCUCGCGGAGUUCAGCGCCGUCACUGGAAAUACCGGCGCAGUCGCUCGCCGGAUCAUCGAGAAGCUUCCGGCCGACGCCGAUUCUAGACUCUGUUUCUCUCAAGAUCGCUAUAUUUUUCACAUACUCAGAGUUGAUGGCAUCUCCUUCCUCUGUAUGGCCAACGACACUUUUGGCAGAAGAAUACCUUUCUCAUAUUUGGAAGAUAUUCAUAUGAGGUUUAUGAAAAAUUAUGGCAAAGUGGCCAAUUAUGCACCUGCUUAUGCAAUGAAUGAUGAAUUUUCGAGGGUCUUGCAUCAGCAGAUGGAAUUCUUUUCCAGCAAUCCCAGUGCUGAUACCCUCAAUCGUGUGAGAGGUGAAGUUGGUGAGAUUCGAACUAUAAUGGUUGAGAACAUAGAAAAAGUACUGGAGAGAGGCGAUCGCAUUGAGCUUCUUGUUGAUAAAACAGCUACCAUGCAAGACGGUGCAUUUCACUUCAGGAAACAGUCUAAGCGUCUUCGACGAGCUCUUUGGAUGAAAAAUGCAAAACUAUUGGCGCUGUUGACUUGCAUGAUUGUUCUGUUGCUAUAUAUAAUUAUUGCUGCUGCAUGUGGAGGCAUCACUCUACCUUCUUGCAGAUCUUAAGUGAUGUUAAAAUUUCAGCUGAGGUAUGCAACAAUGACUCCUGAGUUGAUGCAUUUCGAAUCUGUUAGUCGGUAUUCUGUCACUUGUUCAUCCAAAAUUUUGUGGUCUGCAUCGGGUGGGAUCAUAUAAUCUUUACUAAAUGUCUGUAGAUUUCUCUAGCUAUGCUUGCACCCCAGUGAAUAACAGUUAUUUGUUUUAUGAUGCUUAACAUAUGAUCUCUAUAUAUUCUUUGAAAGUGCUCAGAUUGUAGUAUAUUGUGGAGAAAUAAAAAUGGUUUAUUACACUUGUA
Messenger RNA from Cannabis sativa, 1125 nucleotides. Its product is annotated as vesicle-associated membrane protein 714. The coding region runs from base 174 to 836 and encodes 220 amino acids. The record is from RefSeq and is a predicted model, not a curated record. Gene Ontology annotation, biological process: vesicle-mediated transport. The transcript is spliced from 4 exons. Lineage: Eukaryota; Viridiplantae; Streptophyta; Magnoliopsida; Rosales; Cannabaceae. Gene Ontology annotation, cellular component: membrane.